Poeciliopsis prolifica (blackstripe livebearer) is the source of this 4635-nucleotide messenger RNA. It is a transcript of the gene n4bp3, whose product is annotated as NEDD4 binding protein 3. The transcript is spliced from 10 exons. Gene Ontology annotation, cellular component: cytoplasmic vesicle. NCBI's taxonomy places the organism in Eukaryota, Metazoa, Chordata, Actinopteri, Cyprinodontiformes, Poeciliidae. The coding region runs from base 398 to 2320 and encodes 640 amino acids. The record is from RefSeq and is a predicted model, not a curated record.
AGUCAACGGGGGGUGCAGACCAGACUGUCUCUCUCCCUCUCUCUCCUCUUUUCAAACGUCCGGGAGGGAAAAGAAACAGUCUCUCUCUCUCUCUCUCUCUCUCUCUCUCUCUCUCUCUCUCUCUCUCUCUCUCUCUCUCUCUCUCUCUCUCUCUCUCUCUCUCUCUCUCUCUCUCUCACUCUCUCUCUCUCCUCACAGGCUGGUCGCCGUCCGCUGAAGUCCGGGGAGGAGGGAGGGGGCAAAUAUCCAGCUCAGCCUCGUCGACUGCGUUUGUCUUGAUUUUAUUUAAUCCACGCAGCGAGCACAGAAAACUGCAGCAGAGUGCCAGUGUUGGAUCAGAGAGAUGUCCUGCACAGAGAGCAUGAUCUCUUUACCUCCCCUCAGCCUCUUGUAAUCAAUGGCAACCUCUGUCCAAACUCUUCCCGUGACGCGUGGUCCCACCCAAAACUUCCGCGGCCCUUUCCCGUCCUCCCCCCUCUCCUCGCUCUGCGGCAUGGGAAGCGUAGGAAGUCUGGUGGAGAAGCCAGACGUGUCUCCGACUAAAGGUAGCCGCGCGGUGCCUCAGGUGAGACCCAGACAAACCAACGGCCUGCUGAAGAAGGGCCUGACCCAGAGAGAGCUACUGAACUACCUCAACAUCACCAGAAAAGAGCCCAAAGUGGGGCCGAGCGGCGACGGCAAGAGGGACGUCAUCGGAGGCCUGGUGGAGGAUGACGUUUUCGCCAAAGUCUACAGUAAAGAUGGCACUGAAAUAGACCUGACUAAAAACUCACUGCCAAGCGGGGGCAAGUACGAAAAGGUUCGGUUCAGGUCUUCUGCAUUCAAACCCGUCACACCUAAAAACUUCAGCUCCAUGCAAAACCUCUACCCCUCCUCCAAGUCGGAGGAUGUGGAUCACGGCCUUUCCAAUGGACUGCACAGAGCAUACGGCCACAUCUCCAAAACGGUCUCGACCUCCUCUUCAUCUUCCUCGCCCUCCCGUCAUGGAGGACCGACAUCAUGUGGAAACAAGGCCGUCUCCUCGGUGCAAGUGAUGAGCCACGAGGACGACAACCUGUCAGACUCGGGUCAUAACUCCAUGAGCAGUCUGCCGCCUUACCGCCCUCCGUUCCGUCCACAUCUGUCUCACAUCAGCGCUUCCAUGGGCCACAUCAACACCAUCGGCUCCUUAGAUCGAACCUCUCAGGGCCUGAAGGCCGCCGGGUCAGGGGGCGUGGCUAUGGGGGAGGUAGCAUGCCGAAGCAUGGCCACCCUAAACCGCCUGACCCCCUAUGGCAGCGAGGCUCCGCCUCCUUAUGAAUGGACGCUGUCCCUCUCGGUGGAGGACGUGGUGAGGGAUCUGGAGGAGCGCCUGGUGGAAAAAGAGCAUGAACUAAAACAGAUGAGGAGGAACCUGGACGAGAGCGAGGGCGCCAUCGCUCAGGUGUUUGAGGGGAAGCAGCGUCUGUGGGAGAAGGAGGUGGAGGAGCUGAAGCGCCUGUACGCCGCGAAGCUGCGCCAGGUCUCGCAGCACGCCCAGCGCUCCCAGCGCAGCAUGCAGUUGGAGCUGUUUAGGGCCCAGCAGGAGAAGAAUCGCCUGCAGGAGGAGCUCGACGGCCUGAAGCGGGACGCGAGCCGGGACGUCACGGCCGCGCCGAACCCGACCAGUCCGACUCUGGAGGAGACACGGUGGGAGGUUUGUCAGAAGUCGGGGGAAAUCUCGUUGCUGAAGCAGCAGGUGAGGGACUCCCAGGCAGAAGUGACCCAGAAGCUGAGCGAGAUCUUCAAACUGAAGACGCAGCUGAGGGAAACCCGGACGGAGCUGCGCAACAGGGAGGCCCAGAUAGACGCUCUGAACAUCAUCCUGCAGGGGACGCAGCACGGCAAGUGUUCCUCCGCCGGAGAAAGCAAAAAAGGAGCCGAAGAGAGUCCAUCAGCGGGAGCAACAGGCGGCUCUGUGGGUCCCACAGAAGAGCGUCUGCGAGCGGAGCUGCUGCUGGAGCGACGUCAGAGCGAGGCCCAGGCCACGGCCUUCGAGGAGGAGAGGAACACGUGGCAGACGGAGAAAGACAAGGUCAUCCGCUACCAGAAGGAGCUCCAGGCCAGCUACCUGGAGAUGUAUCACCGCAACGAAGCCCUGGAGAGGGAGCUGCAGCAGCUGAGGGCGGGCGGGGCGCGGGAAGGAAGGGGAGGCGGAGGAGGAGCUGGAGGAGGGAGCAGAGAUGGGACAACCGAGAAGGAGGCGAAGGAGCCGACAGCUGACAGAGCAGCAGGAAAACAAGAAGACACGCCUUCGUCGAGUCUGCCGUGGAUAGACAGGAUUGAAUCAUCUGAAAUUUGAAUGUGACACACUCGUUUUGCAAUGCAAACUGUUUUUCUCCGAAAGUAUGGACCUACGCAAGAGCUAGUCUGUCUGGGAAAAAAAAAAAAGAAGAAACAAGACAAACUUGGAGAUUAUAAAAAAAAAAGAUUUACCAAAUCAAAAUCCUACACAACUGACUAAAUCUCUGAAAAGGAUGUGCUGCUGGAUUUAGUUGUGGUACCAAGUAAUCAAAAUUAAAAAUAUAAAGUCAGAAGCAGUAGACCUAAAAAAAAAAGAAGAGGUUGACAAAAAAUAAUAAACUGUGCUGAACCUUUGACCCUCAUAGGAGCCACUUAAAAAAAAAAAAAAAAAAAAAAAGGAUACAAAUUAUACGUUCUAAGUAAAUUGUGAAAUUUGGGAAUAAAAGAAUUGUAAAACAAAAACAGUGGCUCAGUCAGAACAAACAGAAACAUGUCAAUGUGAAACUUUCGACUGACAAUCUUGAAAUGGGAACCCAUUAUAUAAUUUCUAAUGUGUACCUAGUAUUUUUGUGGCACACAUUAAAAAAAAAAAGCUUCAUAGAUUCCCAUCUGACCCCCGCCUUCUUCUGCACCUUGAGUGUAUUACUGCCCUUUUCGUGAUCAACCGGGACCGAUUACAUCCUUCUGGACGUGUUCACGCAGACGCUUGUCUGUGCCACGGAAAGAAUAACUCCAAACUGUAAAAUCACAGGAAAAGCGCUACCUAAGACUUGUUUAAAAUGAUCUUCUUGGUGACGAUGACCAAAGCAUUCAAUUAGUGAGGUCCCUACAGAUCCAACAAGCAACUGGCUGUUGCCUGGAAUCAGCUUUUCUGACUGACUCCUAUAAACCUAGAAAAGUUUAUAGUUAGUUACUUUUAGGAUCAAAGUUGUUUAACAAAGGAGCAUUUUUGCUGCUCCUACUUCUGCAACUGUAGUUUCUUUAUACCCAACUUUUUUCAGAAAGGAAAAGGAGCCUGCCUGCCUUGUUAGGUCAUUUCCACCUUCCAUGGGAAAGUUUUGUUCAACUCACAAAGGGGAAAGUUGACCAUAAGCCAUCUUCACCAGAUACCACGAAGGCUGAAUAUGUUGCUUCAGAAAACUUGGCUGCCUUUUAAAAAUCUCAGGAUGAAGAAGGCGUGUGUGCAUUCUCUAGGGUUUUUAAACUGUGGCUUUAUUUCGAUGAACUCAAGAAAUCCCCAGCCUACUUAUUUCCAAGCAGCAAAUACAUGAAUGGAUUACAUGACAGUGAUGUAGAGCUAGUUGGUACCGAUACGAAAUGUUUCCUUGCUUCUUCAAGCUCAUUGAUCUCCUUGGCACAGUGGAGAAAACUUCCACAAGUGCCAUUACAAAAGUCCCAAGUGUGCAAUGUGUGCAAGAAAGUUGACAUGGGUUAAUAAGCAUGUUGUUACUAUGGAUAUCAAUAGGUUUACAUGUAAGGCAACCAUGUUGGAUUUUGAGGUCAGAGUUGGUGGAAAAGCUUCUUAUAGUCGAAAAUCUAAACUUUCCAAAUUCAGAAUAACUUGCAUGAAUCCUUCAAUAGGCUCUAAUGCAUCAGACUGAGUUUUAUUGUUUAGUAUUUAUAACACAGCAAACUGAUAAAGUGGAAGUCCGGAUUAAAGACGGUAAAGCCGUGGAAACUGACAGAUGAUUAAAUUACCGAAAUCCCAGACAGAAGGACUUUACCUACUGAUUUAAUUUAGGGUCACUUACGGCAGGAAGGCACAGAAGAAAUAUUUUAAAGGCCAAUUCAUUUGUGGCUCUUCACAUGAACUGGAGCGGUCUAAUCUUUAGUCGCGGCCAAAGGUUCACAAAACCCAGAGAACGGAAAUUGGACACGACACUCUCAUGGGCGCAUCUCCUCUUUUGACUCUGGACCUGAUUAAGGUUUGCAGGAGCAUCACUGCUCUAGUCUUUCAGCUGAAUUCAUGUAAAAACGCUGCUUUUCUGGUUCUGCCGCAGAACAAAAGAACAAGUAUCUGUCUGGUGCGCAUCUCUUGAACAUAGUUCCCUCGUUAGGUCUCCUUUCAGGUGAGCGGCACAAAUUUUGUACAUACCUGCACUUUUAGUUCAAUUCACCUUCUGUGGUUGUCCUCCAAAGAGACUGUCGUCUUAAAACUGUGAAAUCUGUCAACUUCCACAUUGUUUGAUUGCAGUACAAAGCAACCGCAAGCUGUAAAUAAAGGCUAAAUUAGUCCCCCCAAAUGCAUGACUGAAGAGAAACAAGAUGUAUUCUUUCUUAACUAUAAAUGUUCACAAACCAGCUCUCUGUUAAUCUUUGAAUAUACUGUGACUUGUCAAAUUACUGGAAUUAAAACUGUACAGAAUAAACAAA